CUUCAAUUAAAAGGUUAUGGAACUUCAAAAAAGAGAGAAAACAUCUCCAAAAGGCGAAUUGUUUUGGAAAGGGAUUGUCAGAGGGGAUUAUCUUGUUGAGAAGCGAGUAGAAAUGGCUGCGACAGAAGGUGGCAGGAUAUUCGUCGGUGGCUUAUCUCCGGACGUUACGGAGAGAGACCUUGAGCGAGCUUUUAGCCGUUUUGGGGAGAUCCUCGAUUGUCAGAUCAUGCUGGAAAGAGAUACUGGCCGUUCACGUGGAUUUGGGUUUAUCACUUUUGCUGAUCGCCGAGCCAUGGAUGAUGCCAUUAGAGAUAUGCAUGGAAGGGACUUUGGUGAAAGGGUCAUCUCAGUGAACAAGGCUGAACCCAAGAUGGGCCGAGAUGAUGUGGGAAGCCAUGGGUACAGGAGCGGUGGUGGUGGCAGCUACUCAUCGGCUGGGAAAGGUAACUAUGGCGGAGGCGGAGGUGGUGGGGGUGGGGGUGGCCCCGAUGAUGAAUGCUUCAGGUGUGGACGGGUUGGCCACUGGGCCCGUGAUUGCCCGUCUGCUUCUGGUGGCCGAGCUGGACCAGUGGCUGCUGUAGGUUCGUUUUCUUCUUCCGGUAUGUAUGGAGGUUCUGCUGGCCGUGUGGACCGCUAUGGUGACCGUGACCGUGACCGCUAUCUGGACAGAGGAAGGUACAUAGAUGAUCAGCACGACAGCUCACGACUCGGUGUCAGAGACCGGUUUGACAGUCGGGAUACCUACAUAGGCCGUGACCGAUACUCCAAUGACAGGUAUGCUCCUCCGGUGGAUCGCUUUUCCGGUGACAGAAAUGGCGGGAGAUCGGACCGUUACCCUCUAAACGGCUAUGAGAAAGCACGUCCUUAUGAACGGGCAGCAGGCAGUGACAGGUACGGGGCCGGGGGACCGGUACGAGAAGAGGGAAGAGGGUUCAGGAGCAGGGCAGGCCCUUAUGACCGGCCGAGCCGUGGUGGCGGGGGGGGGGGGGGGGGCUUCGUCUUUUGACCGUUACUAGGCCGUGAACUUGGAUUGAUGCUUUGCUUCUUUAGGUUUAAAUAUGAAUGACGGAGAAUGAGUGUGUUUGGUUCCAAAAUGCAAAUGCAAACUUUGCGUAUUCGAUGAUGUUUCGAAUGAUGUGGCAUUUCUAGUGUUUGUAAUUUUUUUUUAAUCUUCUAGCGAUGGAUGGAUUUUUUUUUUAUUAUAAACUUUUACUUUCUUAAGUA
Molecule: messenger RNA, 1224 nt
Organism: Tarenaya hassleriana
Lineage: Eukaryota; Viridiplantae; Streptophyta; Magnoliopsida; Brassicales; Cleomaceae
Product: glycine-rich RNA-binding protein RZ1C-like
Exons: 5
Coding region: 17-1006 (329 amino acids)
Molecular function (GO): RNA binding; zinc ion binding
Source: RefSeq, a predicted model, not a curated record